Molecule: messenger RNA, 1434 nt
Organism: Patiria miniata (bat star)
Lineage: Eukaryota; Metazoa; Echinodermata; Asteroidea; Valvatida; Asterinidae
Gene: hddc3
Product: guanosine-3',5'-bis(diphosphate) 3'-pyrophosphohydrolase MESH1-like
Exons: 3
Coding region: 91-645 (184 amino acids)
Molecular function (GO): guanosine-3',5'-bis(diphosphate) 3'-diphosphatase activity
Source: RefSeq, a predicted model, not a curated record
CCUCAAUUGUCUUUAUCAACGCAGCACUUCCCGCGCCCGAGUCGCGAAAAAGUUUACCUCGCAAAAGCAGGCCAUUUUUAUCGUAAAAAAAUGUCACAGGAAAGUAUGUUGGUGUCACUCAUUGACUGCGUUAACUUUGCUGCCAUAAAGCAUUCGACACAGAGGAGAAAAGAUCCUGAAAAGUCGCCGUAUAUUAACCACCCUAUCGGUGUGGCGAGAAUCUUGGCAAAGGAAGGAGGGAUUUCUGACCUUGCAACCUUGCAGGCUGCCGUCCUUCACGACACGGUGGAGGACACCGACACCACCUUUGAGGAGAUUGAAGAGCACUUUGGCAAAGAGGUCCGGGACAUCGUCGCGGACGUCACGGACGACAAGACCCUUCACUGGCAGAAGCGCAAGGACCUUCAGGUCACCCAUUCGCCGUUCAUCUGCCCCAAGGCCAAGCUGGUCAAGCUUGCUGACAAACUGUACAACCUGCGUGACCUGGAGAAGAGCACUCCGGAGGGGUGGACCAAGAAGCGCGUCCAGACCUACUUUGAGUGGUCGGCCAAAGUCAUCAACGGGAUCAGGGGAACCAACGCAGAUCUUGAGAAGGAACUGGAUAAGCUCUUUACAAAGCGCGAUGUGCUACCAGACGGUUUAUAGGGAUGAUAUUAUUUUUUACCACGGGCCGAUUUUAUGGUGCUAAUCAGCAUAGUAAUUUGGUAAGCUCAAAAAAAAUAUUUGCUCAGUAAGAGCAGGUCACCGGCCAAAAUGUCAUGCAAUUUAUAUUGCCUGUGACUGGUACUUAGCUAAAUUUUUUGCUCAGCAUAAUUGGGUCAAGUUCACUGUGACUAGGAGCCAAGUCCAUUACGCUGCUUACCAAAUAAGAAGAAAAGUUAUGCUAACUUUACAUGUGUUUUAGCAAAGGUGGGGUAAUGUUUGGGCGAGCAUAGAGAUUACUGUCACCGCAUCAUUAUUUUAAGCAAACUCAGUCUUUGACAAGAGUUGAUCAUGCUCCUUGCUGUGUUUACUGCUUAGAGACUCCAUGAAGUUGACAUGGAGUCUGUAAGUAGAAACUUAAUAGCGUCAUGAAAUUUGGCCCAUAGAAUUAUCAAUGUUUUUUUCUAUAGCUACAUUCCUUACAUGUAAAUACAAUAUAGGUAGGAAAAAAAAAAUAAUAUAAUUGUAAAAUUUGUUUAAAGAAAUCCUCAGGAUAUUGGCAGCUUCUCUAUUUUUCUAUUUUUUUUAACGUAGAUUCCAUGACUUUCUCCUUGUAAAAAUAUGAUAGUAUUUGACUUUUUUGUUUGCAUUAUUGUAAGCAAGAUUUAGUGCCUUAUUUUAACAGCAACUGUGCUCCUGAUGGGCACAUGCAUUUUAAACAUCUGAUAAUGUGUAAUGAAUUAAAAUAAAAGGUUUGCAAGACAGUACACACUGUGCAAUACCAAACGUUUA